ACUACUCUGGGGACGGAUCUUUUUGAGUGCUGAUGGAAGAGCGUGGGAAGUAAGAGAACUGGAUCUCACAGUACACAGAUCCCAAGGCUGGGCUUUCCCUGCACUCCCUCUCUGCUCUGAAAUUAACUGACAGAGUGUUGAAGUAAUCAGAGCAGACCCGGCACUGCCUAGAGCCUCUUCUCGUGACUCAAAACCAUUCUGAGAGCCUGCCGUUGGGUUUCCAGCCUCACUGUUCUCUGAAUCAACUCAUUCACAGUUCUUGGACAUUCUGGACUCAAGGAGCAAAGACAUGACACAGGUUGAAUCCAGAACUGGAGACAUCAGAGGAAAAGUUUUAGUCCAGAGUCUGGAUCUGGCACAGUCUUAACAGGGGCAGUUAAGGAGUGGGAAAAUGCCAGGCUGGGCACUAUGACCGUCUGCGUGGUGCCCGUGGAAUGUGCUGUGCUCGGCCACACAUCCACCGUGAGCCCCUCUCACCCACUACCUGGACGUCACACACUUUCAGCUUGAGGAAAUCGCUUCAGAACUGCAUGACACACCAUAGCACACCAGUGAAAGGCCUUGCGGAGCCGGUGCGGAGGAAUUAUCUGCUGUCAGGUCCUGCGCCGGGCUGAUAGGGAAACGCAAGGUGAGAGGGACGGCCGCAGGGGGAAGGGACCGAUGAUGCCGUCUUCCACCAUGCAAAUGUUUGCCUUCAUUCUGGCGGUACUGGGAGUCGUGAGUGCCACGGUGGCCACACUGCUACCCAACUGGAAGGUGAGUGCAGAUGUGGGCCACAACAUCAUGACUGCCAUCUCGCAGAUGCAGGGACUGUGGAUGGACUGCACCUGGUACAGCACCGGAGUCUUCAGCUGCUCGCUUAAGUACUCGGUGCUGGCGUUGCCGGCUUAUCUCCAGACUGCACGCACCACUAUGGUGCUUUCCUGCAUGGUGGCGACAAUUGGACUCUGUCUGGCCGCCCUAGGGUUGAAAUGUACUCGCUGGGGUGGCAGCUAUCGCUCUAAGGGACAUACAGCGAUUUCCGCAGGGGCUUGCUUCGUCAUAGCAGGGGUCCUGUGUCUGGUGCCUGCAUCCUGGUUCACCAAUGAGGUCAUCACUUCGUUUAUGGACUCCAAAGUGCCCAAAAGCAGCAAGUAUGAGCCAGGCGCAGCGGUGUAUGUGGCAUUUGUGUCGGCGGGAUUCCUUUUAGCAGCAGGCGUGAUCUUUUGCUUAUCGUGUCCUGGUAGAAGAGGCGGUCCAUUGGAUUCAGGCUCGUCCCACCCCGACAAGCCAACGCAGCAAAAGCUGCGCCAAGAGCAGCCGACCCACGACCAACAAAAACAGCAGCUCCGCGAACAGCAGAGUCAGACCGAACCGGCAGAACAACAGCAGUCGCAUCAAGAGAAACUACGCCAGGUAAAGCUACAAGCAGACAAUCGUCAGCAAGAGAAGUCGGUGAACCUGGAGAAUGACAAGCAGUACCAGUCUCCAUCCCGAGCACAAAAUCAAGAUGCAAAGGCCGUCUAUAGUCUGCAUGACUACGUGUAAACAACAGUCAUCAACUCCAGGAGCAUUCAGGAUUUUCUUGCUUAUAAGCCUGUCUUAGUGAGUGGCAAAAAGAGGAGGGGAAAAGCAGUGGAGCGGCAGGAGGAAUAAUGACUUUAAUGCCGUUAUCAACCCUUCUGAUCUGUGCUUUCGCUUACAGCAAAUGAAGCAUUGGAGCUAUUUCCCAAAGCCCCGGAACAAAGUAAGGAUUGUGAAUCCUCGGGGUUCAUGGUUUUCAUUGCGACUACAAGUACAAAGGGGGGGUCAAAUGUUGAUGCAUCAUAACAAUUCAACAUAAGCAACAGGAAAAAGAUAUUAAAUGAUAAUUUUAUUGUUUUCCCAUUAUUUCAUUUACUUUCCAAACUAAAAUGCUAACUCUCAACGGUCUUAUUACAAGCAGUUUUUUCAGCCUUUUGGUAACUGGAAUCAUGCGGGAUUAGCGAGUUUUAAUUCAGAAGCUUGUAGAUGAUAUAUGAGGCAGUAUGUGCAUGCUGUUUGUAGAUAAUGCUGUUAAUAAUGCCGCAAAAAUGCUUGCAGUUAAAAAGCAGAGAAGGGAUAAUCAAGCUCGCACCUGAGGAUGCCUCCCACCAUCAGCUGUCCAUUAAAUGGUGCGUGUCCUUUACAAAAGGGAUUCUGACAUGACCUGUCCAUAUUUUUUUUAAAGAAUGGUGAUUGGGGGAGGCAGAGCAGCAGAGAUUGUCAGAGGUAAUGAUGCUCUUUGCUUUUCCAUUAGGUUCGCUACGGAUGGGUGCACAGUGCUCAUUUUUUUUUGUGAGCAGGCACAGACACCAACACACACACAUAAGCUUUCCUUCCCUCCCUCGUAUUCCUGCUAGAAGGGUAAUGGGGGCUUGCACCCAAUCAUCAUGAUGCUGUGCGUCAGUGUGUCGGGCCUGCAGGAAGUGCAGUCGGUCCUGUUCUAGGGCAAACAGGACACAGUAACACGCUGUUCGCACUUUUGUCGAAAAGUAGUACCAAGGUGACAGAAAUCUCGGCGGUGGCUUCAGUCUCCCCCGCUGGGCAGCAAUUACACCUUUGGUCUACAUCUCAAUUCGGGCAAACAGUCUGCAGUAUUUUCUGAUUGUUGUAAUGUUUUCACUUACAGUAAAGCCAUUGAAUGUAUUUUUUCAAAUAGCGAGGUAGUGGAAGAGAGCAAUUUAUGAUAUAAUGUACCACAUUUGAUUCAAGCUUACACUAAAUGUCAUUGUCUGUGCUGUUUUCGUCACAAUGAUGGUCAAGGGCUCCUGUUGUCUCCAGAGAGACGCCACAGCAAGACAUUUUCUGCCUUUCAUUUCUGUCUCAAUUAUUAGCACACCUACCACUCUUUGUGUUUGAUAUUUAUGUACAAAAUGCCUUAGAAACUGACAAAAUGGCUGAAAGUGACAAUGAAAGAGAACAACAAAACCAUUUUCUGAACAAAGUGCCAUUGGACCAUGUCUUACUUUAUUGUGCAUGUACUGUAAGCUUGAUAUAUCACUUAUCUAGAAAUUGUGUUUUUUUAUUUUAUUUAUUUUUUUGUUCUGAUGUUUCUUCAUUUUAGAUUUUUUAAUAUUUCUUUGCAAAGAAAUCUCAGAUUUCCAUUUGGAUUUCAGACUCUUGGACUGCAAUGUAAACGUUCACACUGACGUUGAAUGUGGCCCAAAUCUAAUUAUCAUCAAGUGAAAUACAAAUAUAUAAAUAAAAAUAUAUAUAACUGUUGUAUAAUUAUCACAUUGAUUUAGACAUUUUCAGCUCCUCUUUUGCCUAUAUUUUUUGUAUGUGAACAUCUGUUUUUUUCAAAGGGAUUCUGUUGUGAACAGAUUGAAAUUGUGAUUCUUGUGAUUUUUUAUAUUGUGAUUUUUUUAUCUUAAGUUAUUUUAUCGACCUUUGCCAUGAAUAAUAAAACAAUUGAUUUAAUUAUAUAAAGUAAUAUACAGAAGAGUGCAAAUUAUUAUAUAUAUAU
Molecule: messenger RNA, 3466 nt
Organism: Carassius gibelio (silver crucian carp)
Lineage: Eukaryota; Metazoa; Chordata; Actinopteri; Cypriniformes; Cyprinidae
Product: claudin-20-like
Exons: 3
Coding region: 661-1527 (288 amino acids)
Biological process (GO): cell adhesion; bicellular tight junction assembly
Cellular component (GO): plasma membrane; bicellular tight junction
Molecular function (GO): structural molecule activity
Source: RefSeq, a predicted model, not a curated record